GAAACUUGAGCUAUAAAUUCGGAGGGAAUAUACACUGCAUGACCGUUUUCCCUCCAUCCAUCUCUUCUUCCUCCGGAUCGAGAAAAAUCUCCGAUCCAUUCUUCUCUCACCUUCACCGAGAAUCCCCAGAUCGUGAUUCGCAAAGAUCAAGGUUUGUUGAUCUAUUGAGGAUGGUGAAGAUGAAAAGACCUUUGAGGUUAUUCAUAGAGGUAUCGAUGAAGGAGUUAAUUAGGGGUUUCAGGAGGCAAAGGAUCAGAUGGAGAAAAGCGUUUCUUGUCGGUUCUAUAAUGACCACCAUUGUUGUUCUGCUUCACACACCCACGUUUCCCAUCUUCUCCGAUGAAGAAACCGACUCUGAUUCUUCGCCUUUUUACUUGAACGGUUCUCUUCAUUUGAACAUCCAAAUUGUUAGUGAAGCAAAGGCUGAAAGCUUUCCGUUAGUGGAAUUGAAUUCUUCUUCUGAGUUCCGUAGUGGAAGAAAACCUAGACAUGCUCUUUCACUGCAACCAAAAGAAGCUUUAGCUUAUGCAAAAAUGGAGAUGCAGAAAGCCCCGGAAGUCGUGAAUGACACGGAUCUCUUUGCUCCGGUGUUUCGCAAUCUCUCUGUUUUCAAAAGGAGUUAUGAGCUUAUGGAACUAAUACUGAAGGUCUACAUAUAUCCUGACGGAGAAAAACCGAUAUUCCAUCAACCGCAUUUAAACGGUAUAUACGCUUCAGAAGGUUGGUUCAUGAAGCUAAUGGAGUCAAACACACAGUUCGUCACAAAGAACCCCGAGAAGGCUCACUUGUUCUACAUGCCAUACAUGAACGAGCAUCCUGAGCUAAGAAGAAACACUAUUAAAGCUCUCUGCAACGCAGACUUAUCAGACGGAAUCUUUGUUCCUGGAAAAGACGUUUCUCUCCCGGAAACUUCCAUAAGAAACGCAGGGAGACCACUCCGAUACAUCGGAAACGGAAACAGAGUUUCUCAGCGUCCGAUUCUAGCUUUCUUCGCCGGAAACCUCCACGGUCGUGUCCGUCCACAGCUUCUGAAACACUGGAGAAACAAAGACGAAGACAUGAAGAUAUACGGUCCUCUUCCACACAACGUAGCUCGGAAAAUGACUUACGUGCAACACAUGAAAUCGAGCAAAUACUGUCUUUGUCCAAUGGGUUACGAAGUGAACAGUCCAAGGAUCGUCGAGGCUAUAUACUACGAGUGCGUCCCCGUUGUGAUCGCUGAUAACUUCGUUUUGCCGUUCAGCGAAAUUCUUGACUGGUCUGCGUUCUCUGUGGUUGUGGCGGAGAAGGAGAUUCCACGGCUGAAGGAGAUACUGUUGGAGAUUCCGAUGAGAAGGUAUCUGAAGAUGCAGAUGAAUGUGAAGAUGGUUCAGAGACAUUUCUUGUGGAGCACUAAACCUAGAAGGUACGAUGUGUUUCAUAUGAUACUUCACUCCAUUUGGUUUAACCUUUUGAAUCAGAACCAAACUUCUUCUUCCGAUCAUGAUUCCGAUUCC
Molecule: messenger RNA, 1496 nt
Organism: Thlaspi arvense
Lineage: Eukaryota; Viridiplantae; Streptophyta; Magnoliopsida; Brassicales; Brassicaceae
Source: the annotation of a GenBank genome assembly